UAUUCAAUCAUCUCUGCAGUGCUUAGAAUUUCCCUCUCUCUCUCAUCACUUCAAUCGGGGUGUGUACGUACAUACUGUGCACGCCAUCGUCUCUGCGGGAUUUAGCUGUUAGGGUUCGCGAUCGGAAGAAUGGAGAUGGUGGAACGUGAACGCUUGGCUUUGCAACACCCCGACGAUUCCGCGGUGGAUAAGUCCAUGCACAAUGAGGAUGUUGAGGGUUCUGCCAGUGUGCCUGCGUCUGCUAAUGAGUCCCUGGAUAAUAAUAAUAAGAAUGGUUCCAAUUCCUCAUGUAUUGAGGAUGCAAAUGAUGGGGUUUGUGAGGAUUUAUUGCGCAAUGACGAUGUGGUUUGUGAGAGUGAAUACAGUGAUGAAGAGGGUGACUAUGCGUUUGCCUAUGACAAUGAUGAUGACAACGAUGAUGAUGAUUCUGAUUACCUGAGAAUGCAAGCUCAAUUUGACAGUGUUGAUUUGCCUGCUGGGGUAGAGGCGUCUGUGCCUUGGUUGAACGAACCUACUCCUAGCUCAACUGUUGCCACUUCUGUUUCUGCACCCCAAGAUUGCUCUUCAGGUCAACCUGCUGGUGUAGGGACAUCUGCGAACUUCAUAUCUCAACCUGUUGGAACAAACAUUGAGUCUUCAGGCAGUUCUGCAGGACAGACUUCUAGUGGGAAGUGUGAUGAUCAAAAUGGUGAUGGUAAUGAAGUCAUAAGAAAAUAUCAACAUUUUAAACAUUUUGAUCUUGUUGAUGAUUCCUCAGACCACCACUACUACAAUAUGGACGUCAAGGGGCAGCGGCCGAAGGCAUGGUUGAAGAAAAUUCAGGACGAUUGGAAGAUUUUGGAGAGUGAUUUACCCGAUUCCAUAUAUGUGAGAGUAUAUGAAAAAAGGAUGGAUCUUCUAAGAGCGGUCAUUGUUGGACCACAAGGAACUCCCUAUCAUGAUGGUCUUUUUGUGUUUGAUGCCUUUUUCCCUGAUGCAUAUCCUGAUAAACCACCAAUGCUUUACUAUUACUCUGGUGGCUUGAGACUGAAUCCUAAUCUGUACGACUCUGGAAAAGUCUGCCUCAGCCUUCUGAACACUUGGACUGGUCAAGCUACUGAGAUCUGGCAGCCAAAACAAUCAACCAUGCUGCAAAUUUUAGUAUCUAUACAAGCUUUAAUUCUAAACGCGAAGCCAUUCUUUAAUGAGCCUGGGUAUGAAAGUAGUUAUGUUGGUGUUAAGGGGGAGCAAAAGUCCAAGGAAUACAAUGAAGAUGCGGUUGUCCUCUCCUUGAAAACAAUGAUGUAUACGCUUCGAAGGCCCCCAAGGAAUUUCGAAGACCUUGUUAUUGGUCACUUUCAGACGCAUGCACAUGAUAUCCUGUCAGCAUGUAAAGCCUACAUGGAGGGUGCUGCAGUUGGUUCUGUAGUCAAGGGAGAAAUCCAGGGCAAUGAUGGAAGUGGUGGCUCAGCAAAAUUAAAGGAAGAUGUAUCUAAAAUGAUGAAUGGCCUUAUUUCAAAUUUCACUAAAAAAGGUGCCAAGGACUGUGAGAAGUUCAGACUGGCCAGCUGAUAGAUAGGAGGAGCAUUAUUCUGAUUAGGGUCGUUUAAAGUUCAUAGUUUGCAAUUUGUAAUGCUACUUGAUGUACUCUCCCUCCUUAACUGCGUAGAGUAGUAGGUGGAAUAUGAUCUUCUACUGCUACUGCAACUGCAUUGCAUAUCUUAAUAUGCAAACAAACAUUUUAGCUGAAUCUUUACAAGGAUGCAAAGAUUUUUCAAUAUUGCUC
Messenger RNA from Ipomoea triloba (trilobed morning glory), 1765 nucleotides. Its product is annotated as putative ubiquitin-conjugating enzyme E2 38. Lineage: Eukaryota; Viridiplantae; Streptophyta; Magnoliopsida; Solanales; Convolvulaceae. The transcript is spliced from 6 exons. The coding region runs from base 130 to 1551 and encodes 473 amino acids. The record is from RefSeq and is a predicted model, not a curated record. Gene Ontology annotation, molecular function: ubiquitin conjugating enzyme activity.